AAUAAAUAAACAGAUUAUCAUUGGCUGCUGCAAAAUAAAUAUUGCUUACGUGCCAAGGAAUAUCUCUGCUAAAAUCGACUUUAUUACAAGGAAAGAUGCAUAACAAAAAGAAAUCAACAUAGUAAAGUGUCCUAAAAAAAUCCAUUUAUAAAAAACGUAUUUUUAUUUGAUAGCCAUCACUUUAGGAGGUUCUAGGUUCUGUUCUAUCCAAACAUUGGGUCCACAGAGUUUGCGCUUUUGCUCUGCCCUUUUUCAAACGCAUAUUUCUCCAAAUCUGCGAAUCCAAUUUGAUUUGACUGCUGUUUUUUCUCCUUCUUCUUCUUCUCCUUCUUGAAUUUAUUGCUGUUUUCUGAUCAUUUCAAUUUGAUCAGAAAAAAAGUGGCUUAGGUUUCCCCAAUUUUCUGGAGAAGAUCUUUUUCUCUGAGGUGAGUGUUUUUGUUUUUGCCCUUUUUUGGGUAAGGGGGGGGGGGGGGGGGGGGGAGGAGGAAAGAAUCAUUUUUGGUGGAGAAUUUUACUUUUUUGAGAAGUGGGUUUUAUUUUGUUUGUAGGAUAUUUGUGGUUAAUUUAGGGAGUGUGGCUAGGUUUUGAGGUAGAUAUUUAUCGAGCUUAUAUUGAUUCCUUUUAACUGCAGUUUCUUGAAAAUUGGCUCAUUUUAUUGAAGAAAAAGAUUUGAUCUUGGCAUCUGGGAGAUGGGAUUUGAGGUGAUUUGUGCUGGAUUUCUUGUUGUGUGUUCAGAAUCUAGUGGGAGAAAGGGUAUAUAGAGAGAUAGAGAAAGGAUGAAGAGAGGGAAAGAUGAAGCGAAGAUCACAGGGCCUAUGUUUCCAAGGCUCCAUGUGAAUGAUACUGAGAAAGGAGGGCCAAGAGCUCCUCCUAGAAAUAAGAUGGCUCUUUAUGAGCAGCUCAGCAUUCCUUCUCAGAGAUUCAGCCAUUCUGUUCCACCCCAAAAUUCGAAUUCGGAGCACGAGUUGGAGCAGGAUUCGCAGGGGGUUGCAAAUGAAAGGAGUACAUUUUUCUCAUAUCAGCUGCCUACCAGACAUCCAUCGGAGAAGCUAUACAGCCAGUUCUCUGAUUUUGUUACUCCAUUGACGCAAGAGGGUCAGAAAAAGAAAUCAGAUGAAGAAGACUUCAGGGUUCCCAUUUUCAACCACUCUGUCCAAAGUCGAGAAUGUGGUAAGAAUGGUAACGACGUGGAGCAGGAGAAGGUCCCUCUUUCCAACCCUUCUGAUGCGGAGUGCCCAUCGAAAUUCCAUAAAUACAGAAAGCAAGUAGGUAAAAGCCAAACGGAAGAGAAUUCGAAAGAGACUGCUACUGACCGAGUAUCAAAUUCAUCUAGCAUAGCAAGGGCCGAAGGUCUGAAGAAGAAAACCGAUACGUCUGUGAGCCGUGAACCAAGAGAUACUCCUGCUAAUACUAGCGUUGAGCCAGAUGUCCAUGCUGAUUCGGAGCAUGCUCGAAACCGGCGUGCCACCUCUGCAUUGGCGGAGAGUUCUGCAGCAUUAGAUGAAACAAUUUCCCAUCCUUCAAGGGAUCAGAGAAAUUCUCGUGAUAUGGAAAAUGAGGCAAGACCUCUAGAAAGAUCGUUUAGAUCAGUGCCGAUGAGGAACUUGGAGAGGGCUGACAGUGUGUCCGAGAUUUCUGUCAUGGAUUCCAUCGCCACAGUGGAUAUGACACCCGAUGAUGUGGUAGGAGUGAUAGGUCAGAAACAUUUCUGGAAAGCCCGAAAAGCCAUUCUUAACCAGCAAAGAGUUUUUUCUGUUCAGGUUUUUGAGUUGCAUCGACUAGUAAAGGUUCAGAAAUCCAUCGCUGAAUCGCCACAGCUUUUGCUCGAUCACUCGGAUUUCAUCGAAAAACCUACGAUGAAGGUCUUCACGGGGGCGAAAAUUGCGUUGCCUGGUCCUGUGAAAGCAAUUCCCAACGUUUCGAAGCAGAUAAGUGAACCCCCCGAGAAGCCGUGUCUGAACAAGGAAACCUCUGCGGAGAACACGACUGGGAGAGCCUCGUUUUCUUCCAUUCAGAACGAUGUGCCCCCGCCGAGCUGCCGACCGGCAACGGGAAACUCUCCGGCCCCGUCUCUAAACAGCAAUCCAAAUGCGGUGCCGUGGUGCUUCAACCAACCUCCAGGGCACCAGUGGCUGAUCCCUGUGAUGACUCCUUCGGAGGGAUUAGUAUACAAGCCGUAUCCCGGGCCGUAUCCUGGGCCGGGAUUCGUCGGCCCGACUUGCGGCGGUGGCGGGCCGCCGGGACCGAACCCGGCGAUGGGCAGCUUCAUGACUCCACCAUAUGGGAUGGCAGCUCCGCAUCCACAUCCUCACUAUCAGCCGCCGCCGUUCCCUCCGUCUGGGCCGUCCGGCUACUUCCCGACGUACGGCAUGCUGCCCAUCAUGAACGCGGCCGCGAUGUCGAAUUCAUCCGUCGAGCAAAUGAACCCCCGACCCAUCCCGAGCCAAGCUUCAGCCGGCGAAGCCAGCGUUGGAGUCCAGCAUCAGAACGUGUCUUCGACGCCUCCACGCCACAAGAAACGGGCUUUUACGGACGGGACGACAAGCAGCUUGCACGUGUCUAGGGAUGCUGAACCCGUACGGGCUUUUACAGACGGGACGAGCAGCCCCGUCGAGAGAUUGCAGGAUAGCAGAGGGAGCAACGACGCGGAACGAGCAAACGAGCUGCCACUUUUCCCCACGGCUCCAUCUUCCGGCACCCGUCGGUGCAGCCCGGCCCGGCCCGAGCCUGACCGCCCGACGCAGGUGAUCAAGGUUGUGCCUCAUAAUGCAAGAUCAGCAACUGAAUCUGCUGCUAGAAUUUUUCAAUCGAUACAAGAAGAAAGAAAACAGUAUGAUUUUGUGUAAGCCUUUUUGUUUUUGAUUCCAAAGCCCUUAAAGAAAAUAAUUGCUCAAUUCACAUUGUUCUGUUUUGCAACUUUUUGUAGAUAUCAGUUAUUCAGUGAUGUAUUUUCAGCAAUUACUACA
This is a messenger RNA of Salvia miltiorrhiza (redroot sage), 2966 nucleotides long. Its product is annotated as protein EARLY FLOWERING 3-like. The record is from RefSeq and is a predicted model, not a curated record. NCBI's taxonomy places the organism in Eukaryota, Viridiplantae, Streptophyta, Magnoliopsida, Lamiales, Lamiaceae. The transcript has 4 exons. Gene Ontology annotation, biological process: regulation of photoperiodism, flowering. Bases 777 to 2846 code for a protein of 689 amino acids.